Molecule: messenger RNA, 1053 nt
Organism: Dipodomys ordii (Ord's kangaroo rat)
Lineage: Eukaryota; Metazoa; Chordata; Mammalia; Rodentia; Heteromyidae
Gene: Tmem106c
Product: transmembrane protein 106C
Exons: 7
Coding region: 50-802 (250 amino acids)
Source: RefSeq, a predicted model, not a curated record
UGUGUCUCCCCCUCGUUCUAGGACAUGACCCAGGGGAUCCAACAAGGCCAUGGGGUCUCAGCAUUCUGCCUUGGCCCGACCGCCCUCUUACCAGCAAAGGAGAGGAGAGGAUGGGGAGGAUUUGCUAGCCGAUCCAGAGCAGGAGGAAGCCAUCGCGCAGUUCCCCUACGUGGAGUUCACCGGGAGAGAUAGCAUCACCUGUCUGACGUGCCAGGGAACGGGCUACAUCCCCACAGAGCAAGUCAAUGAAUUGGUGGCCUUGAUCCCCCACAGUGACCAGAGACUGCGUCCUCAGAGAACUAAACAGUAUGUCCUUCUGUCGGUCCUGCUGUGUCUCCUGGCAUCCGGUCUGGUGGUCUUCUUCCUGUUCCCACAUUCAGUCCUCGUGGACGAUGAUGGCAUCAAAGUGGUGAAAGUGACGUUUAACACACAGGACUCUCUUGUGAUCCUCGCCAUCACGGCCACACUGAAGAUCAGGAACUCCAACUUCUACCCUGUGGCUGUGACCAGUCUGUCCAGCCAGGUUCAGUACAUGAACACAGUGGUUGGCACACAUGUGACUGCUAAUGCCUCCCUCAUCCCCCCGCGGAGUGAGCAGCUGGUGAAUUUCACAGUGAAGGCUGAGAUGGGAGGACCCUAUUCCUAUGUAUACUUCUUCUGUACCGUUCCGGGUAUCCUGGUACACAACAUCGUGAUCUUCAUGAGGACUUCAGUGAAGAUUUUGUAUAUUGGCCUGACAACCCAGAGCUCCCUGGAGACACAUCACUAUGUGGACUGUGGAGCGAAUUCCACAGUUGUGUAGCACGUGCUCUUGGCCAAAGUAACUGUGGUAGUAGCCAGCACCUGUUCCCAGGGCCCCAGCUCUGUGCCAGCUGUACAUUGCCUGAGUAGAAAAGGAAUCAGUUCUCUCAAGUCCCAGCAAACAGCCUCCUGCCACACGGGGGCAGCGGCUCUUAACAACACCAAGUACAUUUCUCACAAUCAGCAGGAACACAACCCAGUGCCUAGUUUAUACCAAGCAAAUAGCACUCAAUAAAAGUUUGAAGAUUUUAA